This is a messenger RNA of Thelazia callipaeda (thelaziosis nematode), 1716 nucleotides long. Lineage: Eukaryota; Metazoa; Nematoda; Chromadorea; Rhabditida; Thelaziidae. The record is from the annotation of a GenBank genome assembly.
AUGGUGCCUACAAAAAUGUUUUUGUAUUCAGAGAAAAAGCUAAAAGAAAAUUGUCAUAUCUAUGCAAGAAGCAAUAAAACAGAUGAUUAUGAAACUCUUACAGCAUCUGGAAUAAAUCAGAUCAAGCAAGGACAGAAUAGUCUUUGCAACGGUAAAGUUCCUUCGCAUUGGACUACUCUGAAGAUGAUCAUGGCCGAGAGGGCAGCCCAGUGUUUGGCUAAACUUGGCCUGGAAACUGCUUCUGCUGCUAGUAACACCAUUACUACCACGAAUACCAAUACUAGCAUUACUACCGCUACUAUCAGUACUCCCAGCAUCCAAAAUCCAGAAACUAGUCAACAACCUCAGAAUCCUACUUCUAUUAUGGACUCCAUCACCACAAUUUCUACCACAUCAAAUGGAAUAGUAACUGCAUUUGGACAUCAUCGAAGGACUCGUAGCUUACGUGAACGCACUGGUGUUGAUCAGCGCUUGGAACGAUUACCUAGUGGACCAGUAAUGGUACAAAAAUUUGCACCACACACAGUUAUUGCAGGGAGUAAUAUUGAAAAAUGUAGACCAGUACUUGUUCGUAAUUUUGCUGAGCACGUGCAGUUGAUGUCAGCUGAUUCAGAUUUCCGUUUUUCGGAAGAGUAUGAAGACCUAAAGUUGGUUGGACAUGGACAAACAUGCAUAGCAGCGGAUUUGACAGUGAAUCGAGCAAAAAACCGUUUCACUAAUAUAUUACCCUAUGACCAUUCUCGAGUGAAGCUGAUUCCUAUGGAUGAUGAUGAUGGGUCAGAUUAUGUAAAUGCAUCUUACAUAUCUGGAUUUAAUUCACGUCGAGAAUUUAUCGCAGCUCAAGGACCGCUUCCAUCCACGCGUGAUCAUUUUUGGCGUGUUGUAUGGGAACAGCAGUGUCCGGCAAUAGUUGCUUUAACAAAAUGUGUCGAAAAAGGACGCGACAAAUGUCAUCAGUACUGGCCUGAUAAUGAUCAGCGAAGUGUUCUUUAUGCUGACAUUGAGGUAACAUUAAUGAAUGAAGUGGUUUAUGAAGAGUUCACAAUUCGCGAGUUAAAGUUGACGAAUAUGAAUGAACCAUCGACAUCACCGCGGACACUACGACAUAUGCAUUACAUGGCAUGGCCUGACUUUGGUGUACCUGAAUGUGCCGCUGGUUUAGUUCACUUCGUUCGAUUGUUCAGGGCUCGAUUACCACCUUCUCCAAAUAAUAAACCAACUAUUGUGCAUUGCAGUGCUGGAGUUGGUCGUAGUGGCACGUUCAUUGCGUUAGAUCGUCUUAUGCAGUGCGUUGCUAAAAAUUUGCCACUGGAUGUUUUUGGUAUUGUGUAUGAGAUGAGACUUGAUCGUUGUCAUAUGGUACAGAAUGAGCAGCAGUAUAUAUUCAUUCAUCAUUGCCUUCUCUAUGUCCUGGAAACAGAGAAUGUAACUUCAUUAAAUUUGAUAUCUAAUACUUUACCACAUGUUGGUGGCACUGAAGUAAGUGUAACUUCAUCAUUCCUUGCUGAUAACGGUGUUAUCGGCUUUCCAAAUAGCAUUAUCAGUGGUGAUAUCAGUGCUGUAAAUGAUAUCAAAAUUGUGGGCAGUAAUGGAGGUACAACUUUUGUUGGAUCUGUUCCACCACAACAUCAUUCCAAUGUUUUUUGGCCUCGCAUUGAGGUUCAUCAAAAUCCCGCAUUCGACGAUGAUGAAGGCAUUGCAGAAUCUGGCCUGUGA